AUGACAUCCUCUCGGGACGAGGGUAACGAGACGGACGAGGAAACAGAAGACAAUCCGCGAGCCUGGGAGAGAGUCGAAGGCUGUUCCGCUCUCGUGCACAUCCGCGUCCGUCUGCAGCCCCGGCCGUCUCAAGAUGCAAGAGAACCACGCGACUGCGCCCUCGCACGCGGAAAAGAAGCUCCAGAGGAGACGCCGAAGAAGCGUUCGGGGUUUGGUCCUCCGUCUUCCCCCUCGCCUUUUUCUUCUUCGUGCUCCGACUGUCACUCGCUCCGCAGAGGCGACGGCGACGCAAGCAGAACCCCUCUCCCUCCUGCUGUCGGCCUCACGACAGAGAACAGAGGCGAGGUGCGCGUGGAUCUCAGAGGAUGGUCAGACUCCCUGCUCGUGCGAGGCUGGCUGUCGGUCCUCGUUGCGGGCCUGAAGGGCUGUGCGCCCGAGACGGUUCUCGCUCUAACGACGGACGAGAUCCUGCGCGAGGCGGGGCUGAAGGCGCCGUCGACGUUGAGGUCUCCUGGCAAAGAGGCAGACCGCAGCGCAAGAGAGCCUCAGGAAGAAGGCCGGGCCGAAGGCGACGAAGUGCAACAGGGGGGUGAAGAAGACGGAGAGAGAGAAGAAAGGCGGAGGGCGAGGGAUGAAGAGAAACGCCGACUCGUUGUCCCGCAAGGUCUCGGGCACAUGCUGCGGUCAAUUCAACGGCAAGUCCGAGUCCAGCUCGGCCGCCUGCAGGAAGAGAAGACAGGAUGCACGGCCGAGGAAAAAGUGGGGGAGAGGAAGAACUCCGACAGGUCUCACGAACCGGCCGGACCUCCAGGACAAGGAGAAAAGCCGACAGCUGAGCUCGAGAGCGUCCCGGAUCCUCGCAGCAGGAACCGAGAGAAGGAAGCCGUCACUCUCCCCUCGUCUCCUCUUUCGUCUCCAUGCCGUCCGCGAGCUCCGCCGUCUUCCCUCGCCAGAGCCCUCGCUUCGUCGUCGCCUCUCUCUUCGUCCUCCUCAGAAAGUUCUGGGCCGGAGGCAGAGGCGAGGCGCGCUGCCCCUCCGCUGUCUGAGGAGAUCGCCGUGCUACUCAGUGGCGGAGUCGAUUCGUCUGUGUCUCUCCGUCUGCUCCAGCAGCGGGGCUUCUCGCCUCGGGCUUUCUUCAUCAAAAUCUGGCUGCCAGAGUAUCUGCUGGUGUCUAGACACCUCCCGCGCGAAGACACCGGCGAAAGCGCGCUUCCCGAGGCAGGCCGCGCGUGCGGCUGGAGAGCGGAUUUGACCUUCGCCGAGCAGGUUUGUCGCCAAGCGCGCGUGCCUCUCGAGGUCCUCCCGCUCCAAGAAGCUUACUGGGAAGGCGUGGUUAAGCAGCUGCUCGACGAGGCAAGACAGGGCCUGACGCCCAACCCGGACUGGUGGUGCAACCAGAGAGUGAAGUUCGGUGCGUUCCUCGACCUCCUGGACGGUCGGGAAAACCGCCGCAACCUCUCACGACAUAACGGAGACAAAGCGAGCGAAGCCAAAAACGCAGAGAGGCCUUCCUCCGCGUGGUCUUCGUGCUGGACCGGCGCGGUGGCGUCUGGGCAUUACGCCCGAGUUGUUCAUGACGCAGAGGCAGCGAGGUCUGGACAACGCGAAGGACACGAAAGAGAAGAUGAGCGAGGAGACAGAAGAACCAGGCUGUUGCGAGGAAAGGAUCGCCGGAAAGACCAAUCGUAUUUUUUGAGUGGGCUGUCGCAGAGACAGUUGAGACGCUUGCUGACACCCGUGGGAGAUAUGGAGAAGGUGGAGGUCCGUCGCCUCGCUGCGGGUCUGGCGUUGCCGACUGCGUCUCGACGAGACAGCCAGGGGCUCUGCUUUCUGGGCAAACUUCCUCUGUCGCUUUUCUUCCAGCAUUUCCUGGGGUCUUCUCCAGGCCCGGUGCUCCACUUCCCGUCCUGUCUCGCUCUCGGAACUCACGGGGGCCUCUGGAACUUCACUGUGGGCCAGCGGAAGGGCGUUACGCCCUGCAUAGACGUCGGUCGCAUUCGGAAACUUUCUUCUCGUUCCUCUCUGGACUCGCGUGCGGCUCCUUUCGGCAACCAACAGAAAAGGCAGACGAGGGACAGAAGCGAGCAGUCCAGAGGGCCCGGAGAACUUCAGAACUGGUCCCCGGCGUCAGAGUCGAGUGUACGUACACCUGGAACGCCGAACGUCCCCGAGCCGGCGGGCCCGGCGUUGGCCACGUCCGGCGAGGAGGCGACUGCGAAUCUUCGCCUCGAGAGAAACGCAUCAAAGAGGGAAAGUCGGCCCGGCGGGGCAGACCCCAACGCGCCAGACAGGAACCGAAACACCGUGGGUCUCGUGUGUACAUACAGCCGAGCUCCGCCGACUGACGGAGGUCGAGCGACAUCUCCGAGUUCGAGCUCCGCCGUGGACGGGAACGAAGUUCGCAAAGGUGGACGGAGCCGUCUCCCGCGUCCCGCUCUCGCCGCCCUUCUCUCGGAAACUUCCCAAAACGUUUUUGGAUCGGCACAUCCCCUUCUGCGCGGAGGCCGUGGCGCGACGAGUCUCGCAGGCCGUUGGGUUGUGGCGGGGAAGCAUCCCCCGUCGAACGCGCUCUUUGUUGUGAGCGAGAAAGAAAUGAAGGAUGCGGCAGCGGUGGCGGAAAGUGUCGGCUACUCGUUGGAGGUCCUCGCCGCGGGCGCCGGUGUCGAUACAGCGGCGGAGUCCCAGGCCACGUAUCUCCUCGCCUUCCUUCUCACCCUCCAGCAGAAAUUCUUGCGCGUUGACGACUUCCAGUGGAUUUCUGGCGCGCCGCCGCUUCGCCCUUUAAACGCGGUAAAAGAGGAGCAUCCGUGGGCGCCGCGUGCGUCCUUCCUCCACGCGCUUCCUAGUCGCAGCGAGGGAGUCCUGCCAUGGCGCCAAGCCGGCGACGAGAAGGAAGACGGCGACCUGGCGUUUCUUCGCUGGGCCCUCGAAGGCACGAAGGACAGGAGUCCCCGGGUGUACGACGUGCAGGUGCGGCACGCCGCGGGGAGCGCCUGUGCAGCUGUUCAUCGAAACGUCCGUCUUUGUCUCUUCCCUCCAGAGAAGGUUCUUUCCAAGGAAACUCUUUCCCGACCUUCCGUCCUUUCUUACCACAGCAAAGGGAGCAGAGCCGAGAGAACGCGUUGGCACUUUGGGGACCAGCGCUCCAGCAGCAGCCUUCCUGGUGUCUGGACAGCGUGGAUCGAGUUGCACGAACCGGAUGAAGGCCUUGCUCCCGGACAAAUCGCUGCUCUCUACGAAGGAGAAGAAUGUCUCGGUGCCGGGCGAAUCAGCCCCAGGCAAGGACACCUGGCCGUCGAGGCAGCGCUGCGGGCUGCGGGGCUGAGUUAG
This is a messenger RNA of Neospora caninum, 3330 nucleotides long. RefSeq names its product putative tRNA methyltransferase domain-containing protein. Lineage: Eukaryota; Apicomplexa; Conoidasida; Eucoccidiorida; Sarcocystidae. The coding region runs from base 1 to 3330 and encodes 1109 amino acids. The transcript has 3 exons. The record is from RefSeq and is a predicted model, not a curated record. Gene Ontology annotation, molecular function: sulfurtransferase activity. Gene Ontology annotation, biological process: tRNA processing.